UUCUUAGACUCGAACCGAUGUGGAAGUUCGUUUUGUGUUAGUAAAAAAACAUUUAAAGUUUUACGAAAUAAUGGAUACAGUUGUAAAGAAAUUUCAUUCAAUUUCGGAUGCGUUAGGUAUAAAAUGGGCACCAUUCAACGUACCUUUAUCGCGACGUCUCCAGACCUUGGCGUUGGCAGGGUGGAUGUGUAUUGUGUUGUUAGGAGAGGUGACCUCUGUUUUCCUCUUCAUACGACUGUUAUAUUCUUCAUAUUGGUGGCUAGCGCUCUUAUAUGGAUUUUGGAUGAUAAACGAUCUCGAUGUUUGCAAUAAAGGUGGAAGGAAAAUAGAAUGGGUGAGAAACUGGUCAUGGUGGCGCUACUACCGAGAUUACUUCCCCGUAAAAUUAGUUAAAACCACUGAAUUUGACCCCAAUAAGAACUACCUUUUCACCUGCUUUCCCCAUGGAAUAGUAUGUUCUGGAGCGUGCGGCGCAUUUGCAACAAAUGCAUUAAAUUUCUCCAAAGUAUUUCCAGGAAUGACUUCCCAUAUGAUAACACUUGGAAGCCAUUUUAGAGUACCAUUCUUUAGGGAAUUAAUUCUUUCUAUGGGUGGUUGUGCUUCUUCUCAAGAGAGCUUAUUAUACUUACUAGAUAGGAAAAAGCACAAAGGAAAGUGUGUUGUGCUAUCUGUUGGUGGGGCAGCUGAAGCGCUAGACUCACACCCCGGUGAAUACAAAGUUAUUUUAAGCAGAAGAAAAGGAUUUAUUCGCAUUGCAAUUCAAUCUGGAGCUCCACUAGUGCCAGUCUUUUCUUUUGGCGAAACAGACGUAUUCCGUCCUAUAAGCAACCCUCCGGAUAGUUUUCUGCGGAAAGUCCAGGAAAAAGUUCGACAGAUCACAGGAAUAUCACCAAUUUUUCCUAUUGGACGAGGACUUUUUCAAUACUCCUUUGGGGUAUUGCCUUUAAGAGCUCCAAUUACUGUUGUCGUUGGUGCACCAUUAGAGGUAGAGAGAAACAUGGAGCCAACUGAUGAGGAAGUAGACGCCGUACACGCGGAGUUUAUUAAGCGACUUGUCCACCUAUUUGAGUCGGAGAAAUCGAAGUAUUUGAAGAACUACAACGACACACAUUUAAUCAUUACAUAAAUAUUAAUAACUAUUAAGUAUAACAAUUGUAAAACGGUUUUGGGUAAAUGCAUGAUUGUGAAAAGUAUUACUCUUUUUUUAUACAACUAUGUCAGCAAACAAAAGUACGCCUCACUUGACGGUAAACGAUUACCGAAGCCCAUAGACGACUGCAACAUCAGAAGCAUCUUUCAACAUUUCCAAUUUUUUAUUACUGAUUUUUUACCUACACUAUGAAAAAGAAUUAUCUAUACUACUGUAAUGGGUACGUGUAUUUUUAUCUCGUUCUUAAUUUUUAAGCAUUGCUCAAUUGAAACUAUUGCUCAAAUACAACUAGUUUUGUAAAAACGUAUAGGUAUAGCAAGAUUAAUACUUAUUUUAAAUAAAUGUGUAUUGUAUACUAAACAAAAUAUUUUGUAAUAGAAAAACAUUACUAACGAAUCAGACUAUUAAAGUAGGAAUACUAAUAUAUACAUUUUGUUUUAAUUUAAGUUUUACUGUAGUAGGUACAUUUAGCUACUAAGGCUAAAGAAUCAUUUGUAAUUAUACCUAUUAUAGGUGAUUAGAUUAAUCGGCGUGUGAUGCAAUUAUAUUGUUAAUCUUUGUUUUAUAAUUAUUAUUGUCAUGUAAAUAUUACUUGUAUACUUUAA
Melitaea cinxia (Glanville fritillary) is the source of this 1755-nucleotide messenger RNA. Its product is annotated as 2-acylglycerol O-acyltransferase 2-A-like. Gene Ontology annotation, molecular function: diacylglycerol O-acyltransferase activity. Gene Ontology annotation, biological process: triglyceride biosynthetic process. The coding region runs from base 71 to 1126 and encodes 351 amino acids. Gene Ontology annotation, cellular component: endoplasmic reticulum membrane. The record is from RefSeq and is a predicted model, not a curated record. The transcript is spliced from 5 exons. Lineage: Eukaryota; Metazoa; Arthropoda; Insecta; Lepidoptera; Nymphalidae.